AUGCGAGUGUUGGAUUUGAAGCACUCCUUUUCUGGGAGCUUUUUUGAGUUUAAUGGAGCACUCCAGGCAGUAUUAGUCUUACUUUUGCUUCCAUGUUGCUUGACUGUAGAUUUUAGAGCACCGCCACUUAUACCUAAUGUGCCUUUCCUCUGGGCCUGGAAUGCCCCAACUGAAGCUUGUCUCACAAAGUUUAAUGAGCCACUAGAUCUUAGUUUGUUCUCUUUAGUGGGAAGUCCCAAAAAAACUGCCACGGGUCAGCCUGUCACGAUAUUUUAUACUGAUCGACUUGGCCUCUAUCCUCAUAUAGAUGACUCACAAACAAGUAUUCAUGGAGGGAUACCCCAGUUGGGAUCUCUGAAAAAUCAUUUGGCAAAAUCAAGGAGUGACAUCGAGCAUUACAUGCCAAUAGACAAUGUAGGCUUGGCUAUCAUUGAUUGGGAAGACUGGAGGCCCACCUGGUCAAGAAACUGGAAACCCAAGGAUAUUUACAGGAAUAAGUCUAUUGAAUUGGUCCACCAACAAAAUAAGCAACUUAAUUUAACAGAAGUCACCAGGAGGGCCAAAAAAGAAUUUGAGCACGCAGCAAGAAAUUUUAUGGAAGAGACUUUAAAAUUGGGGAAAUCACUUCGGCCAAAUCACUUAUGGGGUUUUUAUCUUUUUCCUGAUUGUUACAACAAUAAAUUUCAAGACCCCAACUACAAUGGACAUUGCCCUGAUAUAGAAAAGAAAAGAAAUGACGCUCUCUCCUGGAUAUGGAAGGAAAGCACAGCCCUUUACCCAUCUAUAUAUUUGAAAAGUGACUUGAAGUCAUCUCCACAGGCAGCACUCUAUGUCAGAAAUCGGGUACGAGAGGCCAUUAGGGUGUCUAAGACAAAGGAUCCUCAUAAUCCAGUUCCUGUUUUUGUAUAUUCUCGCAUUGUGUUUAUCGAUCUGACUUCCCAGUACCUGAAUCAGGAUGACCUUGUGAAUACAAUUGGUGAAACAGUUGCUCUGGGUGCCUCUGGAAUGGUAAUGUGGGGAACUCUUGGUUUAGCACGAAGUAUGAAAUCUUGUCUGACCUUACGUGAUUACUUGGAGAACACACUGAAUCCUUACUUAAUCAACGUCACCCUGGCAGCCAAAAUGUGUAGCCAAACACUUUGCCGGGGUCAAGGCAUGUGUUCGAGGAAAGACUGGAAUUCAGAUGACUACCUUCACUUGAGCCCCCAAAAUUUUCAGAUUCAAUUUGUGAAAAGUGGAAAGUAUGAAAUCCGUGGCAGUCCCACCUUUGAUGACCUACAGUACUUUUCCAAAAACUUCCGUUGCAACUGUUAUGCCAACCUGAACUGCAAGGAGAGAGAGGACAUGGAAAAUGUGAACACUAUCAGUGUGUGUGCUGUGGAAGAUGUUUGCAUUAAUUCCUUUGUCAUUGAAGAACCUAACGCUCUACCUGUCAACUGGAAACACCCUAAUUUUGCUAAUAGCAAUCAGUCAGAUAUUAUAUCAUCUGCCACAAGAGGUCCAUGUGUGCUGAGGAAAGAUGUCAGUGGCUAUCUCUUUGUUCUCUCUAUCUAUUCACAGCAUUUGAAAUAUUGGCUAUAG
Messenger RNA from Onychomys torridus (southern grasshopper mouse), 1581 nucleotides. RefSeq names its product hyaluronidase-5-like. The record is from RefSeq and is a predicted model, not a curated record. Gene Ontology annotation, biological process: carbohydrate metabolic process; fusion of sperm to egg plasma membrane involved in single fertilization; hyaluronan catabolic process. Gene Ontology annotation, cellular component: acrosomal vesicle. Gene Ontology annotation, molecular function: hyalurononglucosaminidase activity. Lineage: Eukaryota; Metazoa; Chordata; Mammalia; Rodentia; Cricetidae. The coding region runs from base 1 to 1581 and encodes 526 amino acids. The transcript has 3 exons.